CACUUCGUUUAGCAUAAACAAGACGCCACUUCAGCCUUACCGCGUCUUUUUUUAAAAAUACAUGUAGUUGAAAGGGAUGCCCAGACAAAGAAAAGUUCCUGCAAGAUUUAGAGGUUGGUUUGUUGUUAUUUAGAAUACGUUGUUUAUAAUUUACAUGUGUAUUUUUUGAGAUAGUUUUAUCUUAAUAACGUUCAAAAUGUCUUCGCAAGUAGUUAAGCUGAAUAUGAGUCUAUUGAAAGGUCUAACAAACUGCUCUACAGUGGUGAAUGCAUGGCGAUUUUUCAGGGUAGCUGUGAUCACUCUGUACAGACUAGUACACAUACGCUUAAAUGCAACAGUUAGUGAAACGAUGAAACAGUGAACACUUUCAGAUAUGAGAGCUUUACAUGCUCCUGUAGCACUAUCCAUUUUUAGAUGUAAUAUUAUUGGCUGCGGUCACAUCUACGACGUAACUAAAGUUUAACUUAAGUUAAUGUCAAGUUACGUUAUGUCAUACCUAACUGUAGUUAGUGUUUUCGGUCGACAUUGCGGUCACACGACGCAGUUAACAACAGUUAGUUCUAAUUAGCCUAUGUAAAUUUUGUGGUGGUUGUUUUUGGUUUCCCCCUCGCUUCACGCUUGGUUUUUAUUUUGUAUAUUUAUAUAUGCUCAUCUCGCAUGUACGAAAAGAAGUGCCACCUUCUGAUUGGUUUUUUGUUUGUAAACUUAAGACUAACCCACGAACUCUGCUUGGGUAUAACUAUAGUUGGUCCGUAUUGUUUUGGAUCACCGAUGCGUAAAUUUUCUAACUAUGAUUAGAACGAACAGAGAAGCGGUCACAUUACCGAAAUAGCUAACUAUAGUUAUCCCCGUCUUAACUAUAGUUAGUAGCCCAGAUGUGACCGCAGCCAUUAUGUGAUUCAUUUAAUUUUGUUUUUUUAAGGCUAGAGUUUCACUUUAGUUUUUGUCGUUGUUAAUUGGCAGUGUGCAUCUGGAACAGAUUGCCUUUAUUUAGAUAGCAUGCUAUAGAGAUAGUAUUUUAGGGGUUUUAUGGGCUUUACGUACAUUUCCUUUGAGUUAUUCUUCGUUUUCACUGUCAUGCAAUAAACAAGGCACAAAAAAAUAAAUUAGAAACCGUCCAGUGGAAGGAGCCAAGAAAAUGAAAUGUUAUGAAAAGUAUAAACAAUUUGUCCAAGUUUCAGGUAUUUGUGGCCCACAGGUUCUGAGUUAUUUGCCGAAACGUUUUCAUGCACCUUUGAAGAGCUUUGUAUGGAAACAACAUAUUGGUGGACCGUUUUGAUCCACCAAUAUGGCCACCGGAAAUCAACAUUUAGACAUCUGGAGUUCACUUUUUCUAUGAAAGCUCUUUCUUUUCAUUCAAGAGCUGGCAUAUGUGUGAAAUGGUUAAGCUGCUGAAAAUCAAGAGGAGAGACUUUUUUCAAGGAGACAGCAUUCCUAUUUUGGUGUCACGCACUGUGAAAACAGGGAAGUUCAAAUUGCUGUAUUUUUGAAAUGAAACAUGCUUCGGGCUGGAAACUGGUACAAAGAUUUAUUUUUUAUUUAUCUUCAACCUAGUGUAAAUAAGAAUUCAUAAAACGUUGCUAUUUUGACUUUGCAAUUUGAUGACGCCACUGUGAAAACCAUCAAUCAAGAAUGCACAAUAGUUAUUGGUAUGAUUUCUGCACAGCCCCUUACAUCUAUUAACUGUAUGCAGCAUUGAUCUCAUACUACAGUUGACUCCCAGUAACUCAAACCCUCGCUAACCCGAACCUCACGUUAACUCGAACGAUAGUCAAUUUCCCCUGAAAUUUUCUUUAUACAUUUAUUGUAAUUUUACCCUUGGUAACUCAAACCCUCGAUAACUCGAAACUCCCACUUUAUUUUUAUUUCACUUCUGAUCAUUCCUAGAAAACUUACCUAAUUUUUUGUGUUCUGCACUAAACCACUUAAAACCACAUGCACCUGGCAGAACCACUUUUUUGUAGUCUUCAGUUUGGAGUCUCUGAUCUACAUCAGAGAUAAUAACGUGAAUAUUUAUACAGGAUAACCUAUCAGUUCUAAUAAAAAGAACUGUUAUCAAAAGGGUGCUGUAAUUAUGUCAUAAAUAGCUAAAAAAAUAAAAAAAUAAAAAUCGAAAAAGGAAAAUAAAAUAACACUAAGAAAUCUAAGAUUUAAAAAUCAAAAUCUGUAAAAAUCAUCGACUUACAAGACUGAAAAGAGUUAUGAAUUAUGGAAUACUAUUGAAAAAAUUGUUUUAAAUUACUCUUAAAAAGAAACCUAGAAUUUAAAGUUCUUAAAUUCCAAGGUAAAGUAUUAUAAACUAGAGCCCCUUGAAAGGCAAAACUUCUCCGUCCAAAUUCUAAUUUGGCUUUGGGAAGUUUUAGUGAACACCCAUUGUUUCUAGUGUUAAUGUUGUGUUCAAUUUUUGUAAAAUAUCCUUUAAAAGGGGUACAGACGUUAUCCUAAAGACAAUCAAACACAAGCUGGCAGGACUGCCUCUUUAUUAAACUCUCCACUGUCUGGACUUGAUAAUUUCCACCAAUGACUUUCUGACUUCGACGUUCAAUGCUUUCAAUUCGACUCUUACGGGAACGUGACCAACAGAGACCCAAAGUUCCACAGUACGUAAAAACAGGUUGAAUCAUUGCUUUGUAGAUUUUCUCAGCACUGCUCUUGUCGAUUAAAGGUCAGAUUCUCCUGAGUAAAUUAAAUCUUCCAGCUGCUCUUUUAUACAUUUUGUCAAAAUGUGAUUCGAGAUUUAAGGAUGAAUCCAAGUUUACCCCCAAGUAUUUAUAGGAUGAUGUGGUAUUAAUCAGUGUUCCAUUUACGGUCAAGGCUAGUUGUCUUCCAUUCAUUGCAUUAAGCCUUUUGGCAGUACCAAAGAUCAUACACUCAGUUUUGCCCUUUUUUAGAUUAAGGACAAGCUCAUUAUCACGAAACCAAGAAGACAGGUUGUGACAAUCUUCACUGAGAUGCCUUUGAAUGGAUUCCAGAUCUUUAGCAGCCGUGAAAAUUACUGUAUCAUCCGCAUAAGUGAUGAUUGAGGUUGACUGAAGAGGCGUAUGCACAUCAUUAAAAUGGAUAGUAAACAAUAGCGGACCCAAUAUACUUCCCUGUGGAACUCCAGAAAAUAUGGGAUUGGCAUCUGACAAAGCACCUUUGAAUUGGACUGAUUGCGUUCGAGAAAACAAAUAAUCAGUAAACCAAUGAAACUCCUUAUUGUUAAUUCAAUAAGACGGCAACUUGUUAAGAAAGCACGAAUGACUAACAGUGUCAAAUGCUUUUGAUAGAUCGAUAAAAACAGCACCCAGGAUGUUUCCAUUGUCAACUUCUUUCCUGAUUUUGUCCGUAAAAUAUGUAACUGCUAGUUCAGUAGAACGUUUAGAUCGGAAUCCGAACUGGAAAGAUGACAGAAAACCAUUAUUCUCGAGGUGUGACAACAACUGUUUAUAUACAAUCCUUUCCAAGAUCUUAGACAGUACUGGUAGUAUAGAUAUUGGCCUGUAAUAAGCUCAACCUCAAGCUCAAGCUCAACCAUGGAACCGCUUUUGACAUUCCCAUCAUCACUGGACUGAGGCAACUAUAUUAAUAUGGUAUAAUUAUUUUGAAACCAUACAUUGUACAAAAAAUUCUUGCAGUUCUUUAAUCACACCUCACUUGCAGCAUUAAGUUUCUUUUUCUUGGCCAAAAACCAGCAUUUUAUGCAGUGAAUUUGCUUAUUUUGAGGAAGUUGGAUGAGAACCUGUUGUAGGAUUUCAAAAUUAUUUAAAUCAUUAAUAAAAAUGAGGUUUCAAAUGUAAUCUGACAUCUCAAUAAUGUUUUUAUUACACCUUUCUUAUGUGGGUUUUGCUCACUUAUGAAGUUUGACAUCAGGCAGCAUACAUUGAUUUUGAAUGCAAAUUUACUCAACAUAUAGUCCCUGGAAAUUUGCUUUAAUUUACAUAAUUGUAAACUGUAAAUAAACUUCUGCCAAAUAUUACUUUCUAGAUGGGGCAAAUCCAGAUGAAAUAGAAACUGAAGGUGACAGUAGUGGUUCAAAUCCUGAUAGUCCACAAAAAAAGCAGCGAAAAGAGAGUUCUGGUUCAUCGGAUCUUGCCAGCCCAGUAACUGCCCCACCACAACAACAUUUCGGAGUGCCUCCCUAUGUCACAGCUGAACCCACAAUACAUUCACGUUCAAUGGAGGUACAGUCAUACUCAUACUAUAAUGAAUAUUAUAUUACCGGUUCUGGGAAUAAAUGAACAUCCGUUUUUCUUUGGAACUUUGUAGUUAAAAGAACAGCAGUAAUGUUCAGUAUUAACUACGUUAGGCAAAAUUCAGCAUUUUUUUAUAAAGCUUUUGUAUUUACAGAAUAAACAAGUGUUGUGGACCUUUACCAUUUUCUGGGGAGUUUACCCAUUGCAUUAUUGGCUUUAACAUAUUUUUGUUACAAUUCAGCCAAGAAUAGGCCUUUCAGGCAUUCCUAUGAUACAUACCACUUUAUGUCAAGGAAGGCACCACCUUGAGGCUUGGGUUGACAAAAUACAGUAUGACAUUGCCAACCCAAGCCAACCUUGUUUCAUUAAUUGAUUGUACUCUGUGGAGCAGACAGCUUUUAUGCUGGGUGAGCUGUGAUUUGUAGAGUUUCUCACUUCUCAAUGAUCACAAAUUGUACUAGAUAAUGAAUACAACAAACCAUUCAAUGAAAUGACCAGCUGUAUGUCGACUUGCAUGGCUCAAUUGGCUUAAGGACACUGCACCUGUAUCAAAGAGGUCAUGUUUUCAAAUCCCAUACAAGCCUGAACUUUUUUAGGCUUUCUUUACACAACUGUUAAGGUGUACAACUGAGAUUUUUCAUUUUUUCCAUAAACCUUUCCACUUGUCCUUUUUAGGGAACUACAGAUAUGAACCGAUCUAACCUCACUAUAGACCCAGUGUACCCCUGUGGUAUCUGCAAGAGAGAAGUAAAUGACAAUGAUGAUGCUAUAUUCUGUGAAACAGGCUGUUCACAGUGGUAUCACCGUGUAUGUACCGGGCUGACAGAACUGGCUUAUGACCUACUUACUGCUGAGGAGAAUGCCGAGUGGGUCUGUGAUAACUGUAUAGCAACCAAAACCAUUCCAUUGGUCAAGUUGAAAAGUUGA
Messenger RNA from Porites evermanni, 5102 nucleotides. NCBI's taxonomy places the organism in Eukaryota, Metazoa, Cnidaria, Anthozoa, Scleractinia, Poritidae. The record is from the annotation of a GenBank genome assembly.